Molecule: messenger RNA, 291 nt
Organism: Umbelopsis ramanniana AG
Lineage: Eukaryota; Fungi; Mucoromycota; Umbelopsidomycetes; Umbelopsidales; Umbelopsidaceae
Exons: 2
Coding region: 1-291 (96 amino acids)
Source: RefSeq, a predicted model, not a curated record
AUGAAUCCAUUUCAGCAGCUGCAACAAAAGGCUAACAGAAUGCAAGGCGGCGGCGGCGGUCAGCCAAACGAAGAAGCUCAGUUGUGGCAGGACAAGCUGAUUGGCAAAACUCUUAUAAACGAUAACCAAGAGACAGAGUUAGGUGAAGACCAAAUCUUCUUGACCAGGAACUUACCGCAGCCUUUUCGCGUAGUGAAGCGCGAUAGCUUUGUCACCAUGGACUUCCGCCCAGAGCGUAUGAAUGUUAAGGUGGACGAUAACAACAAAGUCACCGGUGUCCACUUCUCCUAG